AUCUAAGCAUAUGCACUUUUUAAUAUAUAUAUGCAGAAUUGUUACCAAUCCUGAUUCCAAUCUACAAAAUCAGAAUGACAUUUCCAGGGAAAUAUUUUGCUCUCUUCCCCGCCAUUGUCUUCAUUUCCCUGUCAUCAGAAAAAUUGUUCGCGGGGGCAUGUACAUUCUACGUAAGUAACAAGUGCCCCUUUCCAAUCUGGCCGGCGACGGCGUCCAACGUCGGACAUCCGGUGGUGGCCGACGGCGGCUUCCACCUUCCUCCGGGCCGAGCCCGGAGAUUCCAGGCGCCGGCGGACUGGUCAGGCCGAAUAUGGGCACGCACGGGAUGCGAUUUCACCUCGACAAACCACAAGCCCGCCUGCGAAACCGGCGAUUGCGACGGCCGGCUCGAGUGCAACGGUGCCACCGGCCUCCCGCCGGCGACGUUGGUCGAAUUCACCCUCCAGGCCGACAGGCGGAAGCCGAGCUUCUACGACGUCAGCCUUGUGGAUGGCUACAACCUUCCUGUCCAGGUGGAGACAACGGCGGCAGCGGGAGACAGGGGGUGCCGCAUCGGGGGCUGCCGGAAGGACCUGAAGAGCACGUGCCCGCCGGAGCUCCGGGUGGUGAACCGGCGGGGGGAAGUGGUGGCGUGCCGGAGCGCGUGCUUGGCGUUCGAUCACGAUGCGUUUUGUUGUCGGAAUGCGUACGGCAGCCCCGACACGUGUCGGCCGAGCGUGUAUUCGAAGGUGUUUAAGGAUGCCUGCCCGUCUUAUUUCAGCUACGCUUUCGACGAACCGCCGCCGCUGGUUAGCUGCGCGGCGGAUGAGUAUGUCGUCACUUUCUGUCCGCAGAGAUGGGGCGACGGUGUUCGUAUGUCUGAUUAGAUUAAAUUUAAUUGAUGCCUAAAUAAUUUGAGUUAGUUUAAUUAUCUAUUUAUUUAUUUAUCCUUGGAGCAUCGAUCAAUAAAAGACAAUAAGUCACUCGUGAACUUA
Messenger RNA from Andrographis paniculata, 974 nucleotides. Its product is annotated as pathogenesis-related thaumatin-like protein 3.5. NCBI's taxonomy places the organism in Eukaryota, Viridiplantae, Streptophyta, Magnoliopsida, Lamiales, Acanthaceae. Gene Ontology annotation, cellular component: extracellular region. Bases 75 to 866 code for a protein of 263 amino acids. The transcript is spliced from 2 exons. The record is from RefSeq and is a predicted model, not a curated record. Gene Ontology annotation, biological process: defense response.